Molecule: messenger RNA, 3210 nt
Organism: Coregonus clupeaformis (lake whitefish)
Lineage: Eukaryota; Metazoa; Chordata; Actinopteri; Salmoniformes; Salmonidae
Gene: hexa
Product: hexosaminidase A (alpha polypeptide)
Exons: 14
Coding region: 277-2031 (584 amino acids)
Biological process (GO): ganglioside catabolic process; carbohydrate metabolic process; glycosaminoglycan metabolic process
Cellular component (GO): membrane
Molecular function (GO): beta-N-acetylhexosaminidase activity
Source: RefSeq, a predicted model, not a curated record
CAUAGCUAAACAUAUUUUCUGAAAUGGAAUACAUGAGCAAACUAUUCAACUAGCUAGCCAUCUAUGGGUACAUGACAGGAAUGCUAGCUAGCUACGUUAGCUUGCUAGGUACAUUAAUAGUUUUAGAUUGGUUGUUUUUAAGCUCAACUUCAACAUUUCCACCAAGGACGUUGCCUCUCAGAUCAUCAUUAAGGUGUACCUCGGAUGUAAAACGUAAUUCCAGGGCUGAAGGUUUAGUGCCGAGGGUUGUUCACUUUGCGGUUGGACUUCAACCCAAUGUCGGGAUUCACCCCUGAUGACGUGUUUGUAUCAUAUGACACUUCUUUUGGACAGCUCUCUCUUCCUCUUUCUACCUACAGGACACUACAUCACACGGUACCACAACACCACGUUGAUAUUCUAGGCUCACUUGAUACAAUGGAAGAGGAAAGGAAGUCCAGGCGGUUCUGGUUCAUGGCUUUGAUCAUGUUCUUCUCUGUAUCCAGCGUGGAUGCAGUGUGGCCGAUGCCUCAGAUGAUCAGCACUUCCAUGGAUCGAUACACACUAAAUCCACGGGAGUUUAUUUUUCAGUACUCUAGUGGAUCAUCCGCGCAGUCCGGUUGUUCUCUUCUGGACUCGGCUUUCAAGAGAUACUUCCCGCUCAUCUUCCCGGAUUAUAGGGCAGGACCCAGACAGCCCGAUGAUUGGUUUAGGUUCCCCUUCACCGUUGUGGUCCAUGUGGAGAAAGCAGAAUGUGAGGGCUAUCCAGACGCAGACUCCUCAGAAAGCUACAAGCUGAGUGUGUGUUCAGGCCAGGCAGCACUGAGGGCGGAGACGGUGUGGGGAGCACUCAGAGGUUUGGAGUCAUUCAGUCAGCUGGUCUACCAAGAUGCCUCUGGGGAGUAUUUUGUGAAUAAGACUGAGAUAGAAGACUUUCCCCGCUUCCAGUUCCGAGGGAUAUUAUUGGAUACGUCACGUCACUACCUACCUUUACCAGCUAUUCUGAAGACCCUGGAUGCCAUGUCCUACAACAAGUUCAACGUGUUCCACUGGCACAUAGUGGACGACCCCUCCUUCCCCUACCAGAGUAGCACCUUCCCUGGCCUCAGCAGCAAGGGGGCGUUCCAUCCAUCGACCCAUGUGUACACCCAGAUAGACGUGAAGAGGGUGAUCGCCCACGCCAGACUCAGAGGCAUCAGGGUCCUUGCUGAAUUCGACUCCCCGGGACACACCCAGUCAUGGGGCAAAGGGCAGCCCGGCCUCCUGACCCCAUGCUAUAAGGGCACAGUUCCCACUGGGACGUUUGGUCCAGUGAACCCAGCAAACCCCUCCAGCUACCAGUUCAUGACCCGCCUAUUUAAAGAGGUCACCUCAGUGUUUCCUGACUCUUACAUUCACCUGGGAGGGGACGAGGUCGACUUCACCUGCUGGAAGUCCAACCCUGAUGUCCGAGGCUUCAUGCUGAAGAUGGGGUUCGGAACUGACUACACCAAACUGGAAUCGUACUACAUGGAAAACAUGGUGAACAUUACUAAGGGACUCAAGAAGACAGCCAUAGUCUGGCAGGACGUGUUUGACUACCAUGAAAAAAUCCCAGUGGACACGGUGCUCCACAUCUGGAAGGGUAGCCCAAGCCAGAUACAACAGGAGCUGAGUAGCAUCACCCUGGCUGGGUACAGGGUCAUACUGGCCGCCCCCUGGUACAUCAACCACAUCGCCUACGGACAGGACUGGACCAGAUACUACACCAUACUGCCACUCAACUUCACUGGUACAGAGCAGCAGAAGAAACUGGUGAUUGGUGGAGAGGUGUGCAUGUGGGGAGAAUAUGUUGAUGCUACCAACCUCUCUCCUCGUCUCUGGCCGAGGGCCAGUGCUGCUGCAGAGCGAUUGUGGAGUGAUGAGAAGAUGACCUCCAGUGUGACCGACGCCUUCCCUCGCCUCGUGGACUUCCGCUGCAGGCUACUAAGGCAGGGGUUCAGUCUGGUUUCCCCCAGAGGACCAGGACCUGGUGGUCUACACCACAUGACGACUAGGUCCAGGGAGACCUGAAGACUGAAGCUGGAGGAACUCAUCAAACUCCUUUCAUAUGAUCGUCUAAGACAGGGAUGUCAAACUCCUUUCAUAUGAUCGUCUAAGACAGGGAUGUCAAACUCAUUUCAUAUGAUCGUCUAAGACAGGGGUGUCAAACUCAUUUCAUGGAGGGCCGAGUGUGUGCUGGUUUUUGGUGUCUCCUUUCAAUUUGUGUCCAAUUAAGACCUAGACAACCAGGUGAGGGGUGUUCCUAACUAAUCAAUUAAGACCUAGACAACCAGGUGAGGGGAUUUCCUAACUAAUCAGUGACCUUAAUUAAUCAAUCAAGUAAAAGGGAGGAGAUGCUCUGCCCUUCAUGGAAUGAGUUUGACACGUGAUGCAACGACCAGCUGAGCCUGCCAUUCAUUGUUUUGUAGAUGUGAUUCUCUUCAUUUGUUUCAGUCCAACAGUGACUAUGAUGUGGUCUACUGUUUCUUAUCUGUUUUAUCUUGACAUUUCUAUUGUGCAAGUUUUAUCAUAUAAAAACUAACAUUUCUGGAUUUUAAUCAUAUAGAAUGUAUUGAAUGUUGACAUGUUUUUCUUAAGUUGAUAGAUUUCAUUGCAAUUUGUGUUCUAAGUUUUGUUUACCUUAGAACGGUGUGUUUCUGUAGCCUCCCUCUCCUCUACGGCCUUCCUCUACAGCUGUUUAGAGAGAAAACACUACCAAGGUCUCAGGGCUAGGACAUGAGGAUCUAUCAACGCAAUGAUCUAAAAGAUUACACUCAGAUUAGUUGUAGGGCAAUGUGAGAAUUCAAACAUUUUUGACUUGGCAUUUGGGUCAUUCUUGAAUUGCAGGUGUAAAUGCUGUCUCUUGACAUUGGCACCAUGUAAAAAUACUUUAAAAUGACAACAACAUGACAAAUAAUACAUUUUCCAUUUUAUUGAACUAUUAUUUAAUAAUAAAACACAUGGAAGUCCUUUAAACUGCAACAAAUCUAUUUGUAUGCAUUGUAGAAUCUACUGGGGGCAAAUUGGCUUGUCCCACUGGUGAUGUGUAGUGACAUGUUUUGGGGAUUUAGAGAUAUCUAUUAAUUAUUUUGAAUGCUAGAUGGUGAACAAAAGUAUUUAAUAUAUUGCAUAGGUCAAUAAAAACAAGGAAGGGUAUUAAAAUACCAGUUAGUUUUACUAGUAUAAUCUCUCUCUGUCCCUCAGUUUUAU